This is a messenger RNA of Ilex paraguariensis (yerba mate), 612 nucleotides long. NCBI's taxonomy places the organism in Eukaryota, Viridiplantae, Streptophyta, Magnoliopsida, Aquifoliales, Aquifoliaceae. The record is from the annotation of a GenBank genome assembly.
AUGGACAAGGAGAUGCAACAGCUGUGGAGUAAUUUUACACUUGUUGAGGAUGAGAGUCUUGAAGUUCAUCUUCUGGAUCAGGGAGACGGUGAUUUGGGGGAGAAAGGAAAGUUGUGUAUCUUUGGUAAAGUUCUGUCAGUGAAGCUUUACAAUAAGAUGGAUUUCAAAACUGCAAUGAAAAAGUUCAAUAAUAUGUUGGACAAGAAUAGAGUUCUUGAAGGGAUGCCAUGGUCCUUUGAUAACCAUUUAGUUAUGUUGAAAGAUUAUGAUGUGUGGCUGACUUGUUGGAAUGGUUCUAACUUUGGGGUUAGUGGUCUUCUAGAUACUAUAAUGGACAAGGAGAUGCAACAGCUGUGGCGUAAUUUUACACUUGUUGAGGAUGAGAGUCUUGAAGUUCAUCUUCUGGAUCAGGGAGAUGGUGAUUUGGGGGAGAGAGGAAAGUUGUGUAUCUUUGGUAAAGUUCUGUCAGUGAAGCUUUACAAUAAGAUGGAUUUCAAAACUGCAAUGAAAAAGUUCAAUAAUAUGUUGGAUAAGAAUAGGGUUCUUGAAGGGAUGCCAUGGUCCUUUGAUAACCAUUUAGUUAUGUUGAAAGAUUAUGAUGGUACGUUUUAG